AAAGGCAAACAAGGUACAAUAAAAUAAGCCAAAGGUACAACUAAGAGUAGCUGCAAGAUUCCCUAUAACUUCACUCUUCAGUGUACUUUGCGAAAAAAAAAAAAAGUAAAAUUCAGAAUUGGUGGUUUUUGAAGAACAAAUGGCAAUUGGUAAAAGGGAAGAAAACAUGGCAGUAGAGAUUGUGAAGCCUAGAAUUGACAAAAGGGAUUAUAAAAGAAUUGUUCUUCAAAAUAAGCUUCAAGUUCUUCUCAUCAGUGACCCUGAAACUGAUAAAUGUGCAGCUUCAAUGAAUGUGUGUGUCGGUGCUUUUAGUGAUCCUGAGGGACUUGAAGGCCUUGCCCAUUUUCUUGAACAUAUGUUGUUUUAUGCAAGUGAGAAGUAUCCUGAAGAGGAUAGUUAUUCAAAGUACAUCACCGAGAAUGGAGGUAGUACAAAUGCUUUUACAUCUAAUGAGGAUACCAACUACCAUUUUGAAGUAAAUGCUGACCGCUUCGACGAAGCAUUGGACAGAUUUGCCCAGUUCUUUAUCAAACCAUUGAUGUCAGCAGAUGCUACCACUCGAGAAAUUAAAGCUGUUGAUUCUGAACACCAGAAGAAUCUACUCUCUGAUCCUUGGAGAAUGAACCAGCUUCAAAAACAUCUAAGUGCGCAAAAUCAUCCAUACCAUAAGUUCAACACAGGAAGCUGGGAUACGUUGGAGGUGAAACCAAAAGAAAGAGGCAUAGAUACAAGAAAGGAGCUUCUCAACUUUUAUGAAGAAAAUUAUUCAGCCAAUCUCAUGCACUUGGUCGUCUAUUCAAAAGAUACUCUUGAUAAAGCUGAGCAGUUAGUACGGAGUAAAUUCCAGGACAUCCGGAACACAGAUCGUGAUCAAAUUCGUUUUACUGGUCAGCCUUGCUCCGCGGAACAUCUCCAGGUUCUUGUUCGAGCUGUGCCAAUAAAACGAGGUCACAAGUUGAAAAUCGUAUGGCCUAUAACCCCAGGCAUACGGCACUACAAGGAAGGGCCUAUCAGGUACCUGGGGCACUUGAUUGGCCAUGAAGGAGAAGGAUCAUUGUUUUAUGUCUUGAAAAAGUUGGGAUGGGCUACAAGUUUAUCUGCUGGUGAAUCAGAAUGGACUUAUGAGUUCUCCUUCUUUAAAGUGGCCAUUGAUUUGACUGAUGCUGGUCAAGAGCAUUUUGAAGACAUAAUAGGUCUGCUAUUCAAAUAUAUUCAUGUCCUACAACAACCUGACGCCUCUAAAAGGAUAUUUGAAGAGCUUUCAGCUAUUUGUGAGACUCGCUUCCAUUAUCAAGACAAGAUUCGUCCAAGUGAUUAUGUAGUUGAUAUUGCAAUGAAUAUGCAGCACUAUCCUCCAGAAGAUUGGUUGGUGGCAUCCUCUUUGCCUUCAAAGUUUAAUCCUAACGUUAUUCAGUCAUUUUUGAAAGAACUCAACCCAGACAAUAUCAGAAUAUUCUGGGAAUCGACAAAGUUUGAGGGUAAGACUAGCUUGACUGAGCUAUGGUAUGGAACUGCAUAUUCUACAGAGAAAGUUAGUGGUGACACUAUCAAGUGCUGGAUGGAGCAGGCUCCCAAUGGAGAUCUGCGUCUCCCUGCUCCAAAUGUGUUCAUACCGAAAGACUUGUCACUUAAGCUUGUCUCCGAGAAGACAAAUGUUCCAAAACUGCUGUCGAAGUCACCUUAUUCAAGGUUAUGGUACAAGCCUGAUACAGCAUUUUCAUCUCCAAAAGCCUUUGUUAAGAUUGAUUUUAGUUGCCCAUACUGUGGACAUUCUCCAGAAGCUGAGGUUCUUACUGGGAUUUUUACACGUCUAUUGAUGGAUUACUUGAAUGAAUACGCUUAUAAUGCAGAAGUUGCUGGUCUUUAUUACGGUAUAAACCCAACAAACAGUGGUUUUCAGUUGACAUUGAUUGGCUAUAACGACAAGUUGAGAGUCUUACUGGAAGCAGUUGUUGAAAAAAUUGUGAAAUUUGAAGUAAAAGAAGACAGAUUCUCUGUGAUCAAGGAAUUGAUGACAAAGGACUAUCAGAAUUUCAAGUUCCAACAGCCAUAUCAGCAGGUUAUGUAUUACUGCUCAUUACUCCUGCAAGACGACACAUGGCCUUGGAUGGAACAACUUGAAGUUCUUCCACCUCUUGAAGUUGAUGAUCUGGCUAAAUUCUUUCCGCUUUUACUGGGAAGGUCCUUUCUUGAGUGCUAUGUAGCAGGAAAUAUCGAAAAAGCUGAAGCAGAGUCUAUGAUACAGUAUAUUGAGAAUGCGUUCUUCAAGGGUCCGCAGCCAAUAUCAAAGCCUCUAUUUGCAUCUCAGCAUCCGACAAACAGAGUUGUUAAUCUUGGAAGAGGUGUAAAUUACCUCUAUGCUGCAGAGGGCCUGAAUCAAAAUGAUGAAAAUUCAGCUCUCGUUCAUUAUAUUCAGGUGCAUCGGGAUGAUUUUAUGCUGAAUGUCAAACUCCAGCUUUUUGCUCUCAUAGCAAAGCAGCCAGCCUUCCACCAGCUUAGAUCAGUUGAGCAACUUGGUUAUAUCACUGUGCUCAUGAAGAGGAACGACUCCGGUGUUCACGGGAUGCAGUUUAUUAUUCAGUCAACUGAAAAGGAUCCCAAAUACAUCGACUCGAGAGUGGAGUUAUUUCUGAAGAUGUUUGAGAGCAAACUUUACGCGAUGAGUAGUGAUGAAUUCAAGAAUAAUGUGAAUGCACUUAUCGAUAUGAAGCUUGAGAAACACAAGAAUUUACGGGAGGAAUCUCAAUUUUACUGGAGGGAGAUCGCAGAUGGGACCCUCAAUUUUGAUAGAAGAGAUUGCGAGAUUGGCGCGUUGAGGAAACUGACUCAAAAGGAGCUGACUGACUUCUUCGAUGAAUAUAUAAAGAUUGGUGCCCCUCGGAAGAAGGCCUUAAGCGUCAGAGUCUACGGAAGCAAACAUUCUUCUGAAUUCCAAGCACAUAAGAAUGAGCAGAUAGAACCAAAUGCAGUUCAGAUAGAAGACAUAUAUAGCUUUAGACGAUCUCGGCCUCUUUAUGGUUCAUUCAAAGGAGGCGCUGGUCAUGUGAAAUUGUAAGAGGUAAACAUAGCCUAAGUUGUGCGGACUCUUCACUUCCGAUACCGCACCCGUGUCAGAUUCUCCAAAAAUACACUAGUUUUGGCGACUCCGACAUGCACCUGUUGACAUUAUUGAAGAGUCUGAGCAACAUAGAGCAUAGCAGCCCGAGAAGCCCCCCGAUGCAGUUGAUAUGUCGCGUUGGCGAGUCCAUCACAGUAGCAGUUGAUCUGCAAAAUACCUCUAUUUGGACUAGUAACUGUAUAAUUUCUACUAUGAUUGCUGAAUAGAAUUUAUCAGAUGACAAUAAGGGAAAUGGAUGUAACCUGAAAGGAAAAUUAUUCAUUCAUGGUUUUGAUGGAAUGAAUAAACUACAUUAUACUUUUGCUUUGUAAA
Molecule: messenger RNA, 3430 nt
Organism: Capsicum annuum
Lineage: Eukaryota; Viridiplantae; Streptophyta; Magnoliopsida; Solanales; Solanaceae
Product: insulin-degrading enzyme-like 1, peroxisomal
Exons: 26
Coding region: 140-3055 (971 amino acids)
Biological process (GO): peptide catabolic process
Cellular component (GO): cytosol; mitochondrion
Molecular function (GO): metalloendopeptidase activity; metal ion binding
Source: RefSeq, a predicted model, not a curated record